AUGUGGAAGUGGAUAGAAAAGAUUGGGCCCAUGUGUAUUGCACACUUUCUAUUGAUACCUAUCAUCACCACAUCAAUUUUGUCCAUGGUGGGCUGCAUCUCAAUCUCCCCGGUGAUACCCCAACUUUUUAUCGCCGAGCUCCCCGACAGUAACGUCCAGUUUGGCUACAUUGGGAUCUGCAAGACAGGAGGCAACGCCACAAUCUGUACAUUAGCCCUUGCAACCCCCCCUGCGGACCUGGCCACGAGACUAUCCCUCUCAAUCGACGUCGUCCACCAUGUCCUCACCCUUCAGCAAUCCGUAUCCCUCGCUCUUCCCGCCCUGAACAGCAUCCUCAUCGCCGUCGGUUAUGUCGCCUUCUGGUUUGGAUGGGGGAUGACUGACGAGAAGUCUGUAAAAUCGCGCCGCCGCUGGAUUGCCACCACUCGGAUCGUGCUGUGGAGCGCUGUUGGUACUGCCUUUGCCGCGGCAUACUUGCUUACCUUCAGCAUCAGGGCUAUGGAGGUGGUUGCGCCGCCAGCCCAGCCGACGACUUCGACGACUUCGACGACUCUGACGACUUCGGCUGGGCUGGCUGUCACGAAGGGUUCGCCGUUGCAGGUUCUGCAGUGGGCGGUGUUUGUCUUCACGGCACUGUUUGUCAGCACUAUCCAUUAUAUACUGCACAAGAUUGUGAAAGAAGCCCGCGACGGGAUUCUACCGAAGGUCGAAGUUCGUACUGGUGAUACAGCAGCAGCUGGAAGCGAUCCGAAAGCGAGCACAGAAAAUGAUGCACCAGCGACAGCAACAUCAGGACCACCAUCAGCACCGCCGCUACCGCCGCUAGCAAUGCCACCACAGAACCUCCAAUAUAGCGCAAUCCAUUCCGUGUACUAG
This is a messenger RNA of Pseudogymnoascus verrucosus, 876 nucleotides long. RefSeq lists its product as uncharacterized. The transcript is spliced from 4 exons. Lineage: Eukaryota; Fungi; Ascomycota; Leotiomycetes; Thelebolales; Thelebolaceae. The record is from RefSeq and is a predicted model, not a curated record. The coding region runs from base 1 to 876 and encodes 291 amino acids.